CGGCGCCGACGUCCGCGUCGAGCGGCGCUUCGUGCCCGAGAGCUGCCCGCGGGCCGUGCGGCCCGGAGACUUCGUGCGCUACCACUACCUCGGCGCCUUCCCCGACGGCACCCGCUUCGACUCCAGCUAUGACAGGGGAUCCACGUUCAACGUGUUUGUGGGAAAAGGUCAGCUUAUUGCUGGGAUGGACAAAGCUCUGGUCGGCAUGUGCGUGAACGAGCGGCGGUUCGUGAGAAUUCCCCCCAAGCUCGCCUACGGAAGUGAAGGCGUCUCUGGUGUGAUACCCCCCAAUGCUGUGCUCCAUUUUGAUGUGCUUCUGAUCGAUCUCUGGAACUCGGAGGACGAAGUGCAGGUUCAGACUUACUUCAAACCUGAGAAGUGUCCUCGGACCGUCCAGGUGUCUGACUUCGUACGAUACCAUUACAAUGGAACGUUCUUAGAUGGGACCCUGUUUGAUUCAAGCCAUAAUCGGAUGCGAACUUAUGAUACUUAUGUGGGAAUUGGAUGGCUAAUUCCUGGUAUGGACCAGGGUCUCUUGGGAAUGUGCGUAGGAGAGAAGCGCAUUAUCACAAUACCACCUUUCCUGGCAUAUGGAGAAGAAGGAGAUGGUAAGGAGAUCCCUGGCCAAGCUUCUCUGGUCUUUGAUGUGGUUUUGCUAGAUCUCCAUAACCCCAAAGAUGGUAUUACUAUUGAGAACCAGCAUGUGCCUGAAUCUUGCGAGCGGAGAAGCCAGACAGGAGACUUUCUCCGAUACCAUUACAACGGCACACUUUUGGAUGGCACAUUGUUUGAUUCCAGCUAUUCACGAAACCGUACAUAUGACACCUAUGUUGGGAAAGGUUAUGUGAUUGCUGGGAUGGAUGAAGGUUUGCUAGGUGUGUGCACUGGUGAAAGAAGAAGAAUAAUAAUCCCCCCUCAUCUUGGAUAUGGAGAAGAAGGAAGAGGAAAGAUUCCAGGAUCUGCAGUGCUGGUCUUCGACAUCCACGUGGUUGACUUCCACAACCCCUCAGAUUCGGUCAGCAUUACUGUUAACUACAAACCUUCCAACUGCACCGUACUGAGUAAGAAGGGAGAUUACUUGAAGUAUCACUAUAAUGCUUCGCUCCUGGAUGGUACUUUGCUAGACUCGACACACAGCCUUGGCAAGACCUACAACAUAGUUCUGGGGUCUGGACAGGUGGUCGUGGGGAUGGACAUGGGCCUUCAAGACAUGUGUGUCGGGGAACGACGAACAGUCGUUAUUCCACCUCAUCUUGGUUAUGGAGAAGAUGGAGUUGAAGGAGAAGUGCCUGGCAGUGCUGUGUUAGUUUUCGACAUUGAACUGCUGGAACUGGUGUCUGGCUUGCCUGAAGGGUACAUGUUUGUAUGGAACGGUGAAGUCUCUCCCAAUCUUUUUGAAGAAAUAGACCAGAAUCAUGAUGGAGAGGUUCUUUUGGAGGAGUUUUCAGAGUACAUUCAAGCUCAAGUCGAUUCUGGCAAAGGAAAACUGGCUCCUGGUUUUGAUUUUGAAAAGAUUGUUAAAAAUAUGUUCACCAAUCAAGACCGGGAUGGAAAUGGUAAAGUUACUCCUGAAGAAUUCAAGUUGAAAGACCAGGAGGCCAAAGAGGAACACGAUGAACUGUAAAGCUAGGGAAAAAAGAAGAGUCCUGAGCUGACCUACUGUUCGAACACGUGUACUGGAAAAGGUUUCGGCAAGCAUGUUUCUGAAAGGUUAGCGCUCAGCUAGUUAGCCUGUGUCUGCCUGUGCCUGUGUGCUGGUAGGCUGUUAAAAUAGGAAGAGAUUUUCAGUUGGAACUGUUAGGUAUAUUUGAAAGAAGUGUUAAGUGCCUCAAGAUAGGAUGUAUAAACGGAUAAAGAGCGUACUGCCAUACGUGGUGUCGUGAACCACGUGGUCUGUUUUUAUGCUAAAGAUUAGAAGUCGUCAUUGAACAAUACGCAGUCACUUGGAUGGAUGGAUGGAUGGAUGGUCGGGAGCAAACUUACCGAGUGCUUUUUUUUGAGAGAGUUUUAAAAAACCUUCUGUAUCCAAAAUAUUUCUGCAGGAGAACAAACCAGAAAACAUUCCCCAUGAAAAUAACCUGUAAAAAUUGUCAGACAUUGAGCCCGGUUCCUUUCAGAAGGCAUGAGCACUCUGUGCAGUAACUAAACAAACUCAGAGGAAUAUUUGCCAGCAAGAACUCCGAUUUGCAAAUUGCAGAACAUGCAAAUGAUAGCUAUGCCAUUGCAAAAUUUCCAUAAGCUGUGAAUUAAAUUAAACAGGCCUAGAAUUGUAACUGUGUGCGUGUUGGGUUUUUACCUUACGAAAUAAAAGUUUGCUACCAGCUGUAUUGUAUUUAAUUAAUGACCUCGACUCUUCUUGCUGGCCUGUUGAAACAGUGUUCUGAUCAGUGAUUCCCAAACGUUUCUAGUUGCAACCUUAUUUAUAGUUUUGUUAGACUUUAAAUAUUAGUAUUAUGGGGUCCAAAUACUGUCAUAAAUAUGGGAUACAAUUGAUUUUGUGUUGGGCUUCUGCCUCCUAUUUUGGGAAUUGUUAGGCUACGGAGCAAGCACUUAGAGCUUAUGCAGCAGAGCGGUCUGGCGUGGCGAACAAACAAAAAGACAGUGACAGAAUCAAGAAACAGACCCAUCUGUUUAUGCCUGCAAAUGGCCUGGCCUAUCCCUCAAUACAAAAUUGGCCCAGGGAGUGCUGUUUAGAUUAUGUGAACUCUCGAGACAGUCACCCGUUACAUCUAUAAAUGUGGCAAGCUGUUUAACAGAAAAUACACUAAGCAGAGAUAUUUUUCUGGAAGGCCAUAUGAUCCCCCCGCUCAGUACACUACAUGUAAAGAGCACAACUGUAUAGUGUGACACUGUCAAAGACGAGUAGAAAGGGAGUUGUGUUUCCAUUAUAUGCUUUGUGUCUAGUUUCUUGCUUUUCUUGAUCUGUACAUGUGGGUUGUAAGCUCCCUGAGAUGGUCUUUUUAAAACCUGGUGUUUCAAUUGGACGAAAACAUUUUGUAUUGGUUUUUAAUACUGUUGUUACAGGAGGUGCAGUGGAAUAUUUUUUUUUUGAGUUUGAUACCAUUAAAUGUUGGAUAACUGAUUUUUUUGUUAAAUAAAAUGUUGAUCAA
Nipponia nippon (crested ibis) is the source of this 3110-nucleotide messenger RNA. It is a transcript of the gene FKBP9, whose product is annotated as FKBP prolyl isomerase 9. Gene Ontology annotation, cellular component: endoplasmic reticulum. NCBI's taxonomy places the organism in Eukaryota, Metazoa, Chordata, Aves, Pelecaniformes, Threskiornithidae. Gene Ontology annotation, molecular function: peptidyl-prolyl cis-trans isomerase activity; calcium ion binding. The record is from RefSeq and is a predicted model, not a curated record.